Cooperia oncophora is the source of this 939-nucleotide messenger RNA. The record is from the annotation of a GenBank genome assembly. Lineage: Eukaryota; Metazoa; Nematoda; Chromadorea; Rhabditida; Trichostrongylidae.
CUGCGGCAGUGCAUUAGGGACAUACAGAUAGCCAGACGGACAAAGACACACAGACAAGAAAAACGAAGCAGUGCGCAUGUAGAGAAUGUCUUCGUGUACAACAGUAAAACUGUUUAUUGGCACGAUAUUGCACAAAAACAUGUGGCAGUGUUUGGGCUAAGAGAUGUGUUCCAAUGUAGGGCUCGCUCCACGGUAGGGGCUAAAAAAAAUGUAGGGCUCAGACGACUUCUAGACAAAGACAAAAAGCUUAAGAAGUUCUGGUCUCGUGUCGAGAGGAAAGUGGUUUUUUCAGGCAAUAAGAACUCCUUCUUCAAAUUUUUAAGGGCUCGGCUCAAACCAUCUAGAAAACUUGGGGUUAUUAUUGACGAGUUACUAGCGAUAAGGAGAAGGCGGAGUUAUUUGGCAAACAUUUUUGACAAAGUGUUUGUUGUGAGAGAAAGUAGUUAUGAAGAAGCGGCGGUUUCACCGGCCUUUCCUGUCAUGAAUGACUCAUUGUGGUUCCUCAGUCGUGACAUUUGCAAGGUUCUCACUAGUUGGCCUAGAUCAUUCUCUGAUACGCCUGACCACAUCCCCCUAUAUUUUAUUAAGAAGAUUGCUCCCGUGAUCUCUGAACCACUAGCUUUCAUUCUGAACCUUAGCCUCAUGAGAGCUGAGGUUCCGGAUAGGUGGCGGAUGUCAUUUGUAACACCUAUACCCAAGAAGCCGCCCCAUAGUAGCCCUCACAACUACAGACCCAUCAGCCUCACAUCUAUAUUCGCGAGUUAUACUAUCCCCAUUCGCUCUCUUGAUGAUGCGGUCGUACUCCAAGCGGCCAUCGAUGAAGUGUUCCGCUGGUCUACUCGGUGGAAUUUACCCUUAGCGAAGGACAAAACCAAAGUUCUCGGUAUUGGCCAGGCUGCCAUUGAGACCGAUUACUUCAUCGAUGGCGUUAAACUGGAA